Messenger RNA from Microplitis demolitor, 2026 nucleotides. Its product is annotated as retinoid-inducible serine carboxypeptidase. Lineage: Eukaryota; Metazoa; Arthropoda; Insecta; Hymenoptera; Braconidae. Bases 391 to 1731 code for a protein of 446 amino acids. Gene Ontology annotation, biological process: proteolysis. The transcript is spliced from 7 exons. Gene Ontology annotation, molecular function: serine-type carboxypeptidase activity. The record is from RefSeq and is a predicted model, not a curated record.
GAAUUAUAAAAUAAGCAUAAUCUAAUAAGCUAUCGAGUUAUAAGAAAUAGAAGAAGAUAAAAUAAAAAAAAUUCAUAGAUGUAUGAAUAAGACGUAGCAACGCAUCACUCCUUCUUAACUCCACUAAUAAAUAUAUAAAUAUAUGUAUAUAUAGAUGUUUGUAUUUAAUAUUCAGGUUCUACGUCUUCAGUCUUCACUGAGAUCAUUUUAUUGACGGCAUUAUUGUAAAAUAGUCAUAGCUAAGUUUAAAUUUUGUGUUUAGAUAUAAUUUAAAUAUUUGAAAAAAAUAGGUGAGAAUUUGAAAAAAAAUUUGUAAUUAUUUGGAAGGUAAAUAUAUUAAUGAUAUAAAUAUAUCAGUAUUUAUAUAACAUAAGGAUCAGUUAUAAAAACAUGUCUUGGACUUUGAUGAUAAUUUUAUUAAAAAUUAUUUAUUUUCAAGCCCAAGUUACUGAAGUAGAUGGAAAAAAAGGAUUUGGUCCUGGAGAACAAGACUGGGGACACAUCCAAGUUCGACAAGGCGCUCAUAUGUUUUGGUGGCUUUAUUACGUGACUCCCCAAAUAAAAUCACCAGAUUUUAAUGUCUUCAAUAAACCAUUGCUGAUCUGGUUGCAAGGAGGUCCAGGAUCACCAUCCAGUGGCUACGGGAACUUUAUGGAAUUCGGACCAUUAAAUAUCAAUCUCCAAAAACGAAAUCACACGUGGGUUAAUGAUUACAACAUCUUGUUUAUUGACAGUCCAGUUGGAACUGGAUUUAGUUAUGUAGAAAAUGAUUCACUGUAUGAUAGAAACAAUACAGAGACAGCUAAUGAUCUCAUGAAAUGCAUCAGUAAAUUUUUAGACACAAUCCCUGGGUUUAAAAAUGUUUCUACUUACGUCUUAGGAGAGUCAUAUGGUGGAAAAAUAGCCGUCGAAUUUGCUCUCAUCUGGUACAAAGCCCAAGAAAAUAGCGACAUAAUAAGUAAUCUCCAAGGAAUUGCUUUAGGAAGUCCAUGGAUUUCACCGAUUGAUUCAAUAUAUUUUUCUGGAGUAUAUCUACUCAAUAUAGGUAUGCUAGAUCCACUUGAUUAUCAAGAGUUACAACUAAAUACUGAAGAAGUUGAAAGUCUCAUAGAUAAACAAAGAUGGAUUAGAGCUUUCGAAAAAUUUGCAAGUUUUGGUAGCGAUAGUUCUUUACUAAGUAUUGGCGAUUUAAACAAUAUAAUGAGAAGAAAAACAUUAAUUAACAGCUCUCAUUACAAUUACAUUUCUGAGUAUCGGAACCCUAUGAAUCAUUUUCCAGAUUUUAAUGAACUAUCGAAAAACUUAGCAAGCUUAAUGAAUAAUGAUGUCAAAGUGUCAUUGAAUAUUUCCACUGAUCUUCUAUGGGUUCCUCUUUCACCAUACGUUUUUUUUUAUCUAGCCACUGACUUCCUCAAGCCAGCAACUCAUACAGUUGAGCGGCUUUUAAAUGAAACAAAUUUAAAAGUUAUUGUAUUCAACGGCCAAUUGGACCCCGUUGUUCCGAGCACGGGUACAUUUACUUGGAUGGGAAAACUUUGUUGGGCAGGUGCAGAAACAUGGAGAAAUACUAAAAGAGUCCCUUUGGUUGUCGACAAUAUUAUUGAAGGAUUUGUUAAAGAGCACAAUAAUUUGAAGUUUUAUUGGGUCAGCAGAGCCGGACAUUUGGCACCUAUGGAUAAUCUUUAUGCUAUGAAAGCAAUCCUGCAAGACUUGACAUCUAUAUCAAAUUAAUUAAUUUUUUUUAUCAUUUUUAAAAUAGACUAGACAUCCCAAACGACUGGACGCGAUCUAGUGACGAGCACGGAAAUACUCCUGCUUUUGAUUGUAAAUGAAAGAAUUACUAAUUACGAUGAUAGUAUUUACUUAUCACUUUAACAUUAUAUUACUUUUCAUUUCUCAAUUUAUAUAGUUCAUUUUUUUUCAUGUAAUAAUUGAAAAACUCACCAUUUAUAAUUUUGAAAAUUAUUUCGAACCUAUUGUAUACAUUUGACAUUAAUUUACCAGUAAAUAAAAACAUUUAAUUAUA